Molecule: messenger RNA, 1775 nt
Organism: Seminavis robusta
Lineage: Eukaryota; Bacillariophyta; Bacillariophyceae; Naviculales; Naviculaceae
Source: the annotation of a GenBank genome assembly
CACACCAAAAGAUACCCCUGCUGUCACGCCAUUAUAGUGAUGGCACCAGCACUCUCUGCGAAAGAAUGGCUGAAACAAACUGGGAAGCAUCGUGUGUGGAUGGUAGUAUCCAUGGAUAGUUACUAGCUAGUACCAGUAUCGCUUGCUUGAGCAGAUGAAUGGUUGGAAACAACCAACUGGGCAUUGAGCAUCCUUGAGUUGGAUACCCCACCCCACGGCCACUACCGAUGAAGGAUGGAUGGUUCGGACCAUGUCAAGUGCAGCGUUGACGAAGAUAACGAAACAGAAAACGCGCCGGUGGCAGAUGCCACGGCUCAAAUCGAGUCUCUACGGCGGGUCCUUGUCAAAAAGCCAAGAAAUGCGAAGAUCAUGUCCCAGCUAGCCUAUCUCUUGGCCACACAGAGCAAGUUAAAGAAAGUGGACAAUCUACCAGACCCGGCACUGCUGGAAGAAGCCAUUUCUCUUGCCCAAAACGCCACAACCACAGCGCCGCAGAAACCGUUUGGAUUUGCGGCCCUAUCCACCAUUUUGCCUGACUUUGGCGACCGUCAAUCCUCCCUCCACGAGGCCAUUGCCAGAACGACCGAACCUCAACACGUUCUCGCUCGAGCCACACUCUUGGUGCGAUUGCUGGUAGAGCCACGAGAUCAGGAAGCUCGUCUUGUGCGAGGGACACUGGGAAGUUCCUCCUCCAAACAUCCCAGCAAGAGACCCUUGAAUGCCAAGGAAGAAGCUACCUAUGCCGAUAUUACAAAGACACUGGACGAGGCCUGGCAGCAGCAGCAAACCACACUGCCACCAUCAGAGAAUAUGUCAGAACAGUUGGCCAAAUUGGAAUAUCGAUUAGGACUCUUCUUUCGCAAGAAACAACCUCCCCAAAUCAGCCAAGAACGAGCCUCAAAGCACUUCCAAAAGGUUUGUGACGCACUGCCCCAAAAACACGGCAAGUGGAGCAUGGCACAGUUCUGGUUGGCCACCUUGAGUGACACCACAACGCUCCAGAAAUGCCCCCAAGACUACAUUGUGGGUCUCUAUUCCACCUUUGCACCUCGAUUUGACACUUUGCUGCUGGAAUCUCUCAACUACACCACUCCCACCGAGCUACGAAAACUUGUGGAUGAGGUGGCAAACACAAAAUCCGGUUGGGCCCAAAGAGCGGUGGAUCUAGGCUGUGGCACGGGUCUGUCGGGAAAGGCCUUUCGAGACUGCGUAGCGGGUCACUUUGUUGGAGUGGAUCUUUCUCCCGACAUGUUGGACAAAGCCAAGGAACGAAAGGUGUACGACGAAACCAUCCAAGGCGAUUGCCUGCAAGGCCUGUCACAAAAGGCAGACACCGACCUGAUCACUGCCUGUGAUGUGUUUGUGUACAUUGGAGAUCUUCAGGAUAUCUUUGUGGCGGCCUAUCAAUCACUGUCGGCCAAUGGUCGGUUUGCCUUUUCCACGGAACUACUGGAACUUGACCAGGAUUCCACGGUCGACUAUGUUUUGCAUGAAUGUGCCCGAUUUGCCCAUUCCAAAGCAUACAUUGAAUGUUUGGCUGCCGAUGUUGGAUUGGAGUUUUGUGGCCACAAGGUUUGCGCUAUUCGAAAGAAUCAGGGCAAGGAUGUUCUUGGUUCUUUAGUGGUGCUGAGUAAGGGCAAGUAGACAUAUCAGGAAUGAACAAAGCAAGCUAGCUAUGUAGCACCGCAAAUUUUUGGUACAGUACGAGUGGACUCUUGAAAUGUUUAAUGAAACGUCGCAACGGUAGAACUAAAUAAAUAAACUUCAUCUAAAGC